Populus trichocarpa (black cottonwood) is the source of this 1228-nucleotide messenger RNA. Its product is annotated as probable carboxylesterase 6. The transcript has a single exon. The coding region runs from base 156 to 1088 and encodes 310 amino acids. The record is from RefSeq and is a predicted model, not a curated record. NCBI's taxonomy places the organism in Eukaryota, Viridiplantae, Streptophyta, Magnoliopsida, Malpighiales, Salicaceae. Gene Ontology annotation, molecular function: hydrolase activity.
UCCUGUUCCUCUUCUGACUCUGAACUGCUGCCCAUCACCUUUACUUAUAUCUCAGCAGAACCGUAUAAUCCUUUAUAUCCCUGCACUCAGUCUCCAUUGCUUUCUGUGAAACUUCAAGGCCUUAAUCUCCUUGAAUAUAUCCAUCUUUAACAAAAAUGUCCAUUGUUGCAGAAGCACCUGGAUACCUCCAAGUCUUUUCUGAUGGUUCUGUAAAACGGUUUGCCUCAGAAACAGUCCCUGACUCAGCGGAAUCAUAUUCCGAUGGAUUCAAGUUCAAGGAUGUGCUGAUUGACUCAUCGAAGCCAAUAACCGCGAGGUUGUUCGUUCCUGAUACUCAAGGGUCUGUGAGUCAGCUUCCAGUUGUGGUUUAUUUUCAUGGUGGUGGCUUUUGUAUUUGCUCAACCACCUGGCUUGGAUUCCAUCACUUCCUUGGAGACUUCUCCGUUGCAUCCCAGUCCAUUGUCCUUUCCGUUGACUAUCGUUUGGCACCGGAGAAUCGCCUUCCGAUUGCUUACGAUGAUUGUUUCCGCUCACUUGAAUGGCUAAGUAACAAUGUGAGUUCUGAACCUUGGCUUAAGCAGUCUGAUCUUUCUCGAGUGUUUCUAUCCGGAGACAGUGCUGGAGGGAACAUUACACACCAGGUUGCUAUCAGGGCAGUAAGGAGUAAAACCUAUCAGGUUGAAAUCAAAGGAUUGAUGUUGAUUCAUCCUUAUUUUGGAAGUGAGAAAAGGACUAAGAAAGAGAUGUCUGAAGGGGCACCAGGAGACGUGGCGAUGAAUGACAUGUUCUGGGGUCUAAGUAUACCAGAAGGGUCUAACCGAGAUUACUUUGGAUGUAACUUCGAGAUGCAAGAUGUAUCUGCAGCUGAAUGGAGUGCUUUUCCAGCAGUGGCGGUUUAUGUGGCUGGCUUGGAUUUCUUGAAUGAAAGGGGAGUGAUGUAUGCACAGUUUCUGGCAAAGAAAGGGGUCAAAGAAGUGACACUGGUGGAAGCUGAGGGGCAAAAUCAUGUCUUUCAUGUGUUUUAUCCCAAAUCUGAGGCAACUCUCGUUCUUCAACAACAGAUGAGUGAGUUUAUGAAGAUCCAUUAGCAUCUCAGGAGUCUUUCAUAUAGAUCACAGGUGCCUGCUUCCAGUUUGCUAAAUCAUAGAAAUUGACAAAAUGUUAGUAGGAAGGAUCUCUAGCUCUGAUAUUAUAAUAAAUAAAGAUUGAAAUAAAUAUUCUCAAUGAA